AUGCAAUUCAUCCCUCUCGUUCUCAUCUCCGCCGCCAUCGCCCCGGCCUUGGGUGUAAAAACCUGGGACGUCAACAUCAUUAACGGUAUGUUUUCGCCCAAGGAGCUCACCAUCGCUUCCGGAGAUACUGCUGUCUGGCCCAUGACCGACAGCGCACCUCACAUGGUUGUCAAAACCACGAGUGGUGCACGUAGCUGCAAUAGCAUGGCUGGUGGGCUCAACUCGGGCCCAAAGUCCAAAGACCGGUCCUUUGAGCAUACAUUUUCCUAUGCUGCCGUGGUCAGUUACAACGGCGGGACUGGAAACGACUGCAUGAAGAGGGACAUGGAGAUUCUUAUUGUUGGAUACGAUCCGGCCGUUGACAGCGGUACGGAAACAUAA
Molecule: messenger RNA, 381 nt
Organism: Gamsiella multidivaricata
Lineage: Eukaryota; Fungi; Mortierellomycota; Mortierellomycetes; Mortierellales; Mortierellaceae
Exons: 1
Coding region: 1-381 (126 amino acids)
Source: RefSeq, a predicted model, not a curated record